Molecule: messenger RNA, 3093 nt
Organism: Cooperia oncophora
Lineage: Eukaryota; Metazoa; Nematoda; Chromadorea; Rhabditida; Trichostrongylidae
Source: the annotation of a GenBank genome assembly
AUGGGAGUUAUGGGUGCAGUUCCAUCGUCUGCUUCCGUUCGUGCUUCAGCUCAGGACGGCCUGUAUUUACUUUUCUUUCAGGGUGGGCCAAAUGUCGGCGGAAAAAACCAACGCACCUUUGUUGGAGUGGUCACUAAAAUGCAUGACAAUUAUGGAUUUGUUGACGAUGACGUGUUUUUCCAACACUCGGUAAUCCGUGGGACUCUACCUCGCGUAGGUGAGAAAGUAAUGGUUGAAGCGAGCUACAAUCCGCAGAUGCCGUUCAAAUGGAAUGCAUAUCGAAUCCAGCUUUUGAAUUCCGGAGAUGGUGCUGGCUCACAGAAUCACUCUGCUCAAGCUCGUUCUGGUGGCUCUGGUGGAAGAUGGGGUCCACCAGCGUCUGCUGAACGCAAUGGACGUGGAUCGCCUCCGCGUCGUCGUUCUCCGCCUCGCCGCAGUCCUCCUCGUCGAGCGCCAAGCCCUCCGCGUAAAGAGGUGCCACGUAGAAAGUCACCACCUAUGAGACGUUCUCCACCAGCUCGUAGACCAUCUCCAAUCCGUAGUGACCGGGAUCGUAAGCGUGAGCGUAGCGCUAAUCCACCGAGCUCUACUCAGUCAGCAAGAAGAGAGAGUGCCAGCCCACCUCGACGACGUGCACGUAUCAUUCCUCGAUAUGAAUGUCAUCCUCCUCGCGCUGUUCUGCUUAGUGAGCAAGUGUCAGUCGUUGGCUUGCGUAGUCGUUACGCCAAGCUCUACAUUCCAUCCGAUUUUGCUGACAUGACCGCUGAAUGGGUGAAGCGGGUGCCAGUAGAUGCUGCGAUUGAUCUAACUAAACCGGUUGCUUUCCACGUAUUUAACAAAGAAGUGGACAAUCCGCUUCUAGAAGGAGAACCUGAGGUGGUUCUCGAGUCGGAGGACGCUGAUCAUCGCCAUCAAGUCAAGGUACUCCUGCUGGCACAUCCUGGGAGACAAGAGGUGCACAAGAAAGCGUUUGGACUUCUUCCCGAUGGUUCAACUGAUGACAUGCACGAGCCCACUCCAUUUGUGAAACAGCUUAGCUUCCUAGUUGGAACUCGAGGAAAAGAACCGUUGGCUAUUGGAGGUAGUUGGUCUCCAUCACUUGAUGGUGCUGAUCCGACGAAUCCGUCCACUAUAAUUCGUACUGCUAUACGUACAACUAUGGCACUCACAGGAGUUGACCUAUCUGAAUGUCCGCAAUGGUACGAGCUGGUGCACGUGCGUUAUUACCGCGCCGAUCGUGAUCGCACGGAUAGCGUGCGUCUUCUGUUCCCGGACACUCAACUGCUUCUUGCCGAUGCUGACGACUCAUCGGCUGAUGAACGUUGGAACGAAAUACAGGAAGCAUUACGGGAGCAGCUGGAGAUGAAGUUGGCUGCUGUGGAUGCACCGCCUCCGGAACCAGAACAGUCAACGGCGGAGGAGACCGCCAAGGACAAGGAAAGUCGCGAGCGUACUAUGCGCCAGGCACUCUUUCACUAUAGAUUAAUGUUGUGCGUGUUUGUGUUCAUGUGUUUGUCUUGUGGUUCUACAGCUACUCCUUCAAAAGAAGCAAAAUCUGUUAAAGAAGAAACACCGGGAAAAGAUGGCGAAGAGGGCGAAGGUGCGGAGGCAGUGGACACGCCAACACACUGGAGCAAGUUGGAUCCUAAGAUGCUCAAGGUCCCUGAAUUGCGAGCUGAACUAGAAGCACGCGGUCUAGAAACAAAAGGUGUCAAGUCGCUGCUGUGUAAGAGGCUGCAAGAAGCUCUCGAUCAGGAGAAAGAGAAAGAAGAAGGAGAAGGAGCUGCUCCUACUGGUGACAUAGAAAUGACGGAUGUUGCUGGAGAAGAUGAUGAAGCUGAGAAGAAAGAAGAAACUACAACUGACAGCAAGGCCAAAGAAAAGAGUGAGGCUGAGCAAAAGAAGUUGGCGGAAGAAGAGAAGAAAAAAGCUGAGAAGCUGGAGAAAGAGAAACAGGAACGCAAGAAUGCUCUUGAAAGACAUUACGCAAUGCCUAAGGAGCGAAAGGUGCUCGUAUUCCCUUCGAAGACGGCUAAAGGUGGAAAGUUCGAUUGCAGAGUGAUGAGUAUGCACGCUCUGCUUGAUUAUAGACAGGAUGACAAUAAGGAGGCUCAUUUUGAGGUAUCCUUGUUCGUAGAAGCCUUCAAAGAGUUGCUUGAACGCCAUGCAGCUUUUACCAUCUACUGCGCUGUUGCCCGCGCUGCCGACAAGGAAAGCGAACGCAAGAGACGAGAUGAAGCUAGGGAGAAGAAGGAAGAAGAGGUAAAAGAAAAAGUUUUUUUAGGUCGUGCAACUACUGAGUCUGAGAGUAUUCAAAGGGUAAAACAUCGUUAUCUUAACGAGCGCGAUUUGGAGGACAUCAUUUUCAACAGUGAAUUAGGUGUCACUAGAGCUCAGAUGCAGAAGAUGACGCAUAAGUUGAUGUCUCGGGAGAAAAUCAAUUACAGACACUUGACCGACGUCUUGGUGGACUCUGAUGGUGCUGUUAGAUUCACACCUGGCGAAUGUGAGAAUGCGCCCGAAAUUUCAACGCUUCUCAAAGGUUGCGGUCUGCAAGCAUUCAAAAACUCGCUUCCUCAAACGAACGGUGAUGUACACAUGUCCGAAUUUGAGGGGACAGUGGUCAUCAAUGGUAACGUCGUCAAUGUAGCCCAAAAGCUGGCGUUGUUGAAGAAGAGCGAACAAGAACGCGACCAGGCCAAAAGUUUGGUGGCCGAACACACUGCACUCAUUGAACAACUUCGCGGGACGAAGCACGACCUCGAGAAGAAAAUCAGAGAUCUGGAAAGGGACCUUGAAAAGAACCGGAAGCGCUUGGACGAGAGCAACAGUGCCCUCAAGUCCUCCUUGGAUUCGAAUAUUUCGCUCAAGAACGGAUUAUCCGAUUGUAAGAGAUAUGCUGAUCGUAUUUUAUCAGCUGUGGAAAGAGCCUGCCCACCACCACCUCCUCCACCAAAGCGUGUCGAGGAACCCAAGGUAGAAGAGCCCGUUGCUGAGGCCGUAGAUGAUGCCGAUGAGCCAAUCCCUGCAGAAAUCGUUCUCACCGAGGAGGUUGGAGCAGAGGAAGACACUGAAGAAAAGGCUGCGGCAUAG